Molecule: messenger RNA, 2447 nt
Organism: Schistosoma rodhaini
Lineage: Eukaryota; Metazoa; Platyhelminthes; Trematoda; Strigeidida; Schistosomatidae
Source: the annotation of a GenBank genome assembly
ACUUUUGAAUUUUGCGUUACGAUGGAACAUAUUGGUGAGCAUUCAACUAGCAUUUAUCAUGAUACUGUCUCUAUCGGUGGUGGUUCAUCAUUUCCACAGUUCCCUUCCCAAGUGCGAGGAUGGUCAGAUGUGGCCGAUCCUAGUUCCGAGUCAUUAGCCGUUGAAAUUUCUGGAGCGAUGAGUGAUAAAGAUCGUGUCCUAUUCAAAAUUCAUACAAAGACUACAUUGCCUGAUUUUAAACAAAAUGAAUGUGAUGUACAACGAAUGCACGAAGAAUUCGUCUGGCUUCAUGAUCGUUUAGUUGAAAAUGAUGCAUAUGCAGGUCUAAUUGUUCCACCGGUCCCGCCAAAACCAGAUUUCGAUGCAUCUCGUGCUAAACUACAACGACUAGGUGAAAAUGAAGGCAAUCUACCCGUAGAGGAUCUGCGAAAAAUGAAAGCUGAAUUAGAAGCUGAAUACUUAGCUACUUUUAAGAAAACAGUUGCAAUGCAUGAAGUGUUUUUACAACGACUAGCAUCACAUCCAACAUUUAAGCAUGAUCAUGGUUUUCGUGUAUUUCUGGAAUUCGAAGAAGAAUUAAACGUACGAAAUAAGACAAGAAAAGAAAAGGCUGUUGAUUUUUUAAAAUCUGUCUCAAAAUCAGCUGAUGAAACUUUGUGGUUAAAUAAUCAACGCGAUAAUGAUACUUUCUUUUGUGAAGAGAAAUGUACCUUAGCUGUUUAUCAUUCAGCUAUAAAAGAUGCAACGGUAGCAGCGGAUUUAGCAUCGAAAUGUCGUAAAACUAAUGCAAAUACUUUAUUACAAAUUGAAUUGGCUCUAUCUAAUCUAAUUCCAAAAGAAUGCAAUAUCACUUCUGAAACUGAGUUAGUUAGUUUGACAACUCUGUUAUCCAACUUCUUUGAAAGCUUUCGAAAAAUUCUAGUUCGUUUGAGUUCGGAUGAAGAUUUAAAAUUAUCUGAUACAUUUCGUUACUAUGCCAUUGAUACUGGAGCCGCACGUGACCUACUCUAUCGUCGAUGUCGUGCAUUAGCAGAUUAUGAAACUGCUAAUCGUAAUCUCGAUAAAGCCCGUGCACGUAUGAAAGAUGUUCAAACAGCGGAAGAUGCACAAACUGCAGCUAAUGAACGUUUCAAGUCUAUUUCAGAAUCAGCUAAACUUGAAUUAGAAGAUUUCAAAGUUCGUCGAAUUAAAUAUUUCCAUAAAAAUUUAGUUGAUCUCGCCGAAUUAGAAGUUAAACAUGCUAAGUCCCAGAUAGAAUUAAUAAAAUCUUCAUUAACACGAUUAAAACUAAUCAAUAUACCUGUAUGAAAUCAUCUACGAUUACCAUAAAACCGAUGAUUUUUGCCAACAGUAACACCUCAAUCACCACCGUUACUACUAUGAGUAAUAUUGUCCAUUCCAAUUCACCGACAAAUAACAUCCCAUUUAACUCGUCAAAAUAAUCACAUAUGUUUUUGAUUUGAAAUGUAUGAGGGGUAAAAGAUAACUCUCUCAAUCUUUUUUUCUUGCCUUAAAUAUUCUACCGCCUUCAACACAGUCUUAUCCUACUGAUGACGAUAAUGAUAGUCAAUUAAAUAUUAUAUGAUUUUCUGUGUGUAAAUUAAUAUGGAUUUCAUUGAUUUCUAUUUUCUUACUAUAUUAUUAUUAUUAUUAUUUCUCCAAAUCCAUGUGUUCGAAUGUGUUUAGUUUGUACUUUCCCUCUACUAUUGCCGUUCAAUACGGCUAUACAUCCAUCCACCUACUGUACUACUACUUAUUGUGAAAAGAAUUAUCAAAUAUGUUUUUUAUUUUCUGAGCUUAACAUCCAAUUAUAUAAUGUAAAAAUGCGGAAAUCAAUUAACUUCACUGUUAACAACUGUUUAGAAUUCAUAUGGAAGCUUUGAUGGCAACAAUUCUUAUAAACGUCUUGUGUGUGUUACUUUUUCAUCGUAGGUUUAUGUUUUUGUAUGUAUGUGUUAUCGGCUUUCUAGUUUGAUUAAUAUACAAUUCAUAUCCUUAUUAAAUUUACCAAUCAUGCCAACUUCUUUCUUCAUCUUACUACAUUCUGUGAUCAAAAUGAAAAACUCUAAAUGAUCAUCUUAUACUGAUUAACUCGUUUAAUACAUAAAGCGAAAACAAGAUAACAUAUUAUUAUCUCCAUUAUUAGUAGGAGUAAAUUGAACCCCAACCCCACUUCAUACACAUACUUUUAUUUCCUAGGCGCAAAUUUAUCAUUCACUAUUAUCUCAUUCUUUAAGUCACUUAGAAAUAUAUCUAUAUCUAUAUAUAUAUAUACUUGGUUUGUUUGGUUUUCACUUUGUAAUCUUACUUUUUACCUUCGUUUGUUUGUUUUAUUUUCGUUGAGAAAUUGUCUAUUCAAAUUAUUUUUAUCAAGGUGUUCUUAGUAAUUGACCAUACAUGUAUCAAAUAUUUUGUAUAAUUUCAAUAAAUUCCUAUAUAUAUAUAUA